AUGAUAAUGGCAAAUUUUUCAAGAAUUUUAACUUUCCCAUUUGAUUUAGCUAAUGGUAAAAGUAAUAAUCAAUCAAAUACAAAUACAAAUUCAAAUUCAAAUACAACAAAUGGAACUUCAACAAGUUUAAUUAAAAAUAAUCAAAAUAUUUGUACAAAGAGUACAAGAUUUAUAAAAGGUAUUAUACUACGACCAUCAACUCUUACAGGUGGUUCAACAAAAAAUUCAGAAGUUAAACAAUCAAUACCAACUAAAGAAGCUAAACGUCAAUCAUUACAAACAAAAGAUGUUAAGAUAAUAACAAGACAAGAUUUAAUUAAUGGUAAAUAUGAUCAUUUAAAUCAUAAUAAUAGUUUUAAUAAUAGUACACUUAAAAGAAGUUCUACAAUGCCAAUUCAUAGAAAUCAUCAUGGAAAUCAUUCUCAAUCACAUUCACAUUCAAAUCGUCGUCAUUCACAUCGUUCAAGAUCUAAAGGUUCAUCAAGUAAAUCAUCAACAAAAUCACCAACAAUAUCACCACGUCCAACUAUUGAAAUUUCUAAAAUUGAUGAUAUUGAAACAAAUGAAAUGUUUAUACCUGCUCAACAACAAAUUGGAAAUUCAACUAAACCUAAAACAACAAAAAGAUCAAGUGAUUCAGAUGUUUUAUUAAAUUCAAAUCAUAAUAAAACUCGUCAUUAUAAAGAUGGAAUGUUAACAAUUCCAGUACAAAGAUCUAUAACUGCAGAUUCUGAUGUUUCUGAUUAUAUUGCAUAUUAA
Molecule: messenger RNA, 759 nt
Organism: Hansenula ciferrii
Lineage: Eukaryota; Fungi; Ascomycota; Saccharomycetes; Phaffomycetales; Wickerhamomycetaceae
Gene: NIS1
Product: Nis1p
Exons: 1
Coding region: 1-759 (252 amino acids)
Source: RefSeq, a predicted model, not a curated record